This is a messenger RNA of Arachis duranensis, 1564 nucleotides long. RefSeq names its product extensin-like. The record is from RefSeq and is a predicted model, not a curated record. Lineage: Eukaryota; Viridiplantae; Streptophyta; Magnoliopsida; Fabales; Fabaceae. The transcript has 3 exons. Bases 208 to 1311 code for a protein of 367 amino acids.
ACUCUGGUGGCAAUUUCUAGUAGUAAUAAAUCAUCCAAGUGUCUAUAUGCAUUUAUAAAGGCGUCACAUUGUUCUUCCUUUGGGUCUUUCUAUACUCUGGAAAAUUGGGAGUGCAAUAAAAAGAGAGUUAAGCAGUAAUAAGAAGCCUUCCAUUUUGUGUAGCACUAUUGCACAUUAUUGCAUUAACCAAAAUUUCUAAGUGGGUCAAUGGGAACAAGCAGAUUGAGACUGAGAGCUAUGGUGCUUCUUCUCUACAUGACUUUAGCAUCUGUUUCUCUCACUCGUUGUGAUGCAGAUAGAUCAAUGAGACUACUAUUGAAAGGCCCUAAUAAACAUAGAAGGAACAUAACCAACAAUAAGAUCACAAAGAAAUUGAAAAUGACAAAGAAAAUUGACCUUAACCCAAACACAUUUUCAUCAAACGCACAACCAUAUAGUGUUAGCUCCCCAUUUUCUUUGCCACCUUAUGAAUCACUACCUCCAGUUCCAUUACCAGACAGCAAUAGCAACCCUCCAUAUUGUGUGUAUCCGCCUCCAACUUCACCUUCAGCCAACAUUCCAACCCCCACAGGGUAUCAAUCAUCACCCCCUUACUAUUACUCCUCACCAACAAUUCCAACCCAAGGCCCACCACCAAGCCCAACAACAAUCAUUACCCCAGGCCCACCUGAGUCAUUCCCUAGCCCAACAACAAUUAUCCCAGGCCCACCUGAGUCCUUCCCCAGCCCAACAACGCCUGACAUUGUUCCAAGCCCACCAGAGAAUGUGCCGGGCUCACCGGAGCCCAUAGAGAAUCCCCCAAUUAUUAUACCAGGCCCACCUGGCCCAUCAAUGAGCCCGCCUUCUUUUGAGCCCACCCCACCGUACUACAUUCCGUCCCCUUCUAGCGGUGGUGUCAACCCUGGCCCACCAACUAUUUAUCCGUCACCAACCGGAGGCAAUGUCCCCAGCCCCGUAGUGUUUCAGCCGCCCGUGAUCUACCCACCACCAAGUGUUCCACCGCCGCCGAACAUGGCUCCUAGCACGGCGUUGUGGUGUGUAGCCAAGCCAUCAGUCCCUGACCCAAUUAUCCAAGAGGCCAUGAAUUAUGCUUGCUGGUCAGGGGCAGAUUGCACUUCUAUUCAGCCUAGUGGGCCUUGUUAUGAGCCCAACACUGUUUUUGCACAUGCUUCAUAUGCUUUUAAUAGUUAUUGGCAAAGGACUAAGGGUGCUGGUGGCAAUUGUGAAUUUGGAGGGACAGCCAUGUUGGUUGCUGUUGAUCCAACUUUUGUUUUUGCAGGCUACGAUGGAUGCCAUUUCACUUACAAUUGACCAAUGGAAAGCAAUCAUUGCUCUUUCAAUGCCCCUUUCUUUUUUUUCUUUUUUUGUUGUUUCUGAUUUUAGCAAGAUAUUUACCACUUGAAACCGCGCGCGUAUAAGACUUGAAGAGUGAAGAUCCUCUUUGUUCUCGUAAUCUCUCUUCUCCCUUUGUGUAAGAUGUGGAUUUUGUAAGUAACAUAGAAUGGUACCAUUGAAUUGUAGAGUAUUUCUUACCAUUUAAUCAAAUUAACUCGUUUGUAGCAAA